Messenger RNA from Pyrus x bretschneideri (Chinese white pear), 816 nucleotides. Its product is annotated as probable phospholipid hydroperoxide glutathione peroxidase. Bases 104 to 616 code for a protein of 170 amino acids. Gene Ontology annotation, biological process: response to oxidative stress. The transcript is spliced from 6 exons. Gene Ontology annotation, molecular function: glutathione peroxidase activity. The record is from RefSeq and is a predicted model, not a curated record. NCBI's taxonomy places the organism in Eukaryota, Viridiplantae, Streptophyta, Magnoliopsida, Rosales, Rosaceae.
GUUAGCAGGUCAGCUUCCAACAUUGAAUAUGGAAAGAACGGCAUUUUUCAACGUUGUGGACCUUCAGGUGUUUCAGUUUGUUCAGAGUUGAGAGCGGAAGAGGAUGACAAGCCAGGCAACUGAGAACCCAAAAACAAUUUACGACUUCACUGUCAAGGAUGCAAGGGGCAAUGAUGUGGAUCUUAGCUUGUACAAGGGAAAAGUUCUACUCGUUAUCAAUGUUGCUUCCAAAUGUGGACUGACCAACUCAAACUACACAGAGCUGAAUCAACUAUACCAACAGUAUAAAGAUCAAGGCUUUGAGAUACUGGCGUUUCCAUGCAAUCAGUUUGGUGAUGAGGAACCGGGAAGUAAUAAAGAGAUUGAAGAGUUUGUCUGCACUCGUUUCAAAUCUGAAUUUCCAAUUUUUGACAAGAUUGAAGUAAACAGUGAUAAUGCUGCUCCCUUGUAUAAGUUCUUGAAGUUAGGCAAGUGGGGAUUCUUUGGAGAUGAUAUCCAAUGGAAUUUUACCAAGUUUCUAGUUGACAAGGAGGGGAAAGUUUCUGAUCGCUAUUACCCGACCACUCCCCCCCUUAGUAUUGAGCGGGAUUUAAAGAAGCUAUUGGGAGUCCUGUGAAUGCUGAAUGCUGGUAUGCAUAUGCUUUCCUUUUCUCCAGCGGGAGGGGAAAAAAGCCUUGCUUUUGUGUGUUGUUGUGCCUCCAAGACUGGUUUAGGACCUAACGUCGUGCCGAUGUGUUGUAUAUUAUGCUCAAUAAACUGAGCAAGACCAAUUUCUUAUUUUAAAUGAUAAUGUCACCGUGAGAUUGAACUUGUCUA